AUGUCUGACGUGCAGAACGCGACCUCCCCUGCCGGCCAGGCCUCCUCUCCAGAUGCUGCUGCCACGAACGGUAACCAGGUCAACACCACCAUCCCAGCCCCGGGCAACGACGUGAACGACAUGCCGACUCCCACCUCGGCCGCUCCCUCCAACGCCAACCCGAACUCGGCCUCGCUCUAUGUCGGUGAGCUCGACCCUUCCGUCACCGAGGCCAUGCUCUUCGAGCUCUUCUCUUCCAUCGGACAGGUCGCGUCGAUCCGUGUCUGCCGUGACGCCGUCACCCGCCGCUCGCUUGGCUACGCGUACGUCAACUACAACAGCGCCAGCGAUGGCGAGCGCGCUCUCGAGGAGCUGAACUACACUCUAAUCAAGGGCAAGCCAUGCCGCAUCAUGUGGUCGCAGCGUGACCCAGCUCUGCGCAAGACUGGCCAGGGCAACGUUUUCAUCAAGAACCUGGACGGCGCGAUCGACAACAAGGCUCUCCACGACACUUUCGCUGCCUUCGGCAACAUCCUCUCUUGCAAGGUCGCUCAGGACGAGCACGGCAAUUCCAGAGGCUACGGUUUCGUCCACUACGAGACUGCCGAGGCUGCUAACUCGGCCAUCAAGUCGGUUAACGGCAUGCUUUUGAACGAGAAGAAGGUCUUCGUCGGCCACCACAUCCCAAAGAAGGAUCGCAUGAGCAAGUUCGAGGAGAUGAAGGCCAACUUCACCAACAUCUAUGUCAAGAACAUCGAUCUUGAGGCCACUGACGAUGAGUUCCGCGCCAUGUUCGAGAAGUACGGUGACAUCACUUCCGCUUCGCUCGCGCACGACCAGGAGGGUAAAUCCCGCGGCUUCGGCUUUGUCAACUACAUCCGCCACGAGGAUGCUGGCAAGGCUGUUGAGGAACUCAACGGCUCCGACUUCAAGGGUCAGGCUCUGUACGUCGGCCGUGCUCAGAAGAAGCACGAGCGUGAGGAGGAGCUGCGCAAGCAGUACGAGGCCCAGCGCCAGGAGAAGAGCGCCAAGUACCAGGGCGUCAACCUCUACGUGAAGAACUUGGCUGACGAGAUCGAUGACGACGAGCUCCGCAAGAUCUUCGAGCCAUACGGUGCUAUCACUUCUGCCAAGGUCAUGCGCGACACCAUCCCAGCCGAUGAGGUCGCUGCCUCGAAGAAGGACGACGAGAAGUCGGACGACGAGAAGAAGAGCGAAGACGAGGAAAAGAAGGAGGAGGAUGACAAGAAGGAAGAGGGCGAGAAGAAGGAAGAUGACGUUGAGGAUGUGACCAAGAAGCUGGACACCAUCACCAUCGGCGGCGAGAAGAAGGUUCUCGGCAAGAGCAAGGGCUUCGGCUUCGUCUGCUUCUCGAACCCUGAUGAGGCUACCAAGGCCGUCACCGAGCUCAACCAGAAGAUGAUUCACGGUAAGCCACUCUAUGUGGCUCUGGCGCAGCGUAAGGAGGUCCGCAAGAGCCAGCUCGAGGCCAGUAUCCAGGCGCGCAACCAAGUCCGCAUGCAGCAGCAGGGCCCAGCCGGCGCCAUGCCACCACAGUUCAUGCAGCCGCAGAUGUUCAUGGGUCCCAAUGGUCAGCCAAUGAUGAUGCCAGCUCAGGGUGGCCGUGGUCAGAUGCCACAGAUGCCGUUCAUGGGUGGCAUGCCGCAGCAAGGUGGUCGUGGCGGUUUCCCACAGCAGGGUGGUCGUGGUCAACCUCAGAUGCCACAAAUCCCAUACGGCAUGGCACCACAGAUGGGCUUCCCACAAGGUUACGGCGCCAACCCACAAGCCUACGCUCAGCUCAUGCAGGCUGCUCAAGCUCAAGCCAUGGGUGGACGUGGUGCUGGUCGCGGUGGCCCAAUGCCCGGCAUGCCAAUGAUGCCUGGUAUGAUGCCAGGUAUGCCCGGUAUGCCACCACAGAUGGGUCAGCCAGGCGGUAUGCCAUCCGGUCGUGGCGGCUUCGGCGGUCAGCGCGGAGGCAUGCAGGGCGGCAUGGGUCGCGAUGGUGAGGCACGCGGUCGUGCAGGCAACCCUCGCGGACAAGCCGCUGGCAUCGACCUCGGUGCUCUCGGCCAAGCUCCACCUGCUCAGCAGAAGCAAAUGCUCGGCGAGGCACUCUACCCCAAGAUCCACGCUCAGCAACCUGAGCUCGCUGGGAAGAUCACUGGUAUGCUUCUCGAGAUGGACAACGAGGAGCUCAUCGGACUCACGGGCGAUGACAACGCUCUUCGCGAGAAGGUCCAGGAGGCCCUCAACGUCUACGACGAGUACCUCAAGAACCACAACGGCCCAUCCGGCGAAGGCCAGAGCGAGGCUCAGCCCAACGGUACCGAGAACCUCAACCCAGGUGUUGAGGAGACCAAGGAUGCCGAGGCUUAG
Messenger RNA from Fulvia fulva, 2358 nucleotides. Its product is annotated as Polyadenylate-binding protein, cytoplasmic and nuclear. Gene Ontology annotation, molecular function: RNA binding. Gene Ontology annotation, cellular component: ribonucleoprotein complex. The coding region runs from base 1 to 2358 and encodes 785 amino acids. NCBI's taxonomy places the organism in Eukaryota, Fungi, Ascomycota, Dothideomycetes, Mycosphaerellales, Mycosphaerellaceae. The record is from RefSeq and is a predicted model, not a curated record. The transcript has 2 exons.